GAUAAGUCGCGCCGAAGCUAUCGGUCUAUCGGGCUUUUGCGCGUGAGGCACGGGCCAUCUCUGCUUGCUGGACGUAAACAACGUAAAAUCGGGAAAUUAGGAAAAGUCCAGCGGAGCGGGAAAGCAGGCAGAUCAGAGAAUUUAGACGUGCUCCACCGGCGAUGGACGCGGAGAAGGAUUCUAUUGCGAGCGGAGCGGCAUCCGCCUGCAAACGUCAGAGGCGCAACACUGAUUCCCAGAACGACGGUGGGUCUGGAAACGAGGCGCAGGUUGGCGAGGAGAACACUGUCGCCGCGAACCAGCCUUUAAUUAACUGCGACGCAAUCGCCACCAACAACAAUAACGAAGAGCACGACAUGGCGAGCAAGGAACACCCGCUCCAAGAGGAAAGAGAUCAGCCAGAGAAGGAUCAUGCUAAUGACAUUGAGCCUGUGGAACUGCCGGAUAUAGAACAGGCGAGCUCCUCCAAUCUAGUGUAUCAACAAUUAUCGCCGGAAGCAGCCUCCGCUGCGCUGGUUUCCAAUGAGCCAGAAGCCACCGGUACCAUUGAGCCUAUUGACAGCGACGACGAUCCACCUACUUCCCCGACACCAGGUGAAGCUUCCGAGGCGGUCACCACACUCCGCUUCAACCCACGCAACAUACCAGCCACGCGCUCCUAUCGUCGCAUCAGCAUAGAGCUAGUGGGCACGGUGACCGACUCAGAGUCAAGCGAUUCCCAAGCACCAGAGCUGGAAGAGGGGACCGAGCACGCGGAAGAGGACAGCGAUGACGCGGCGGACCCGCAUAUAGCCGAGUCCGCUGACGACAGUUCUUCCAACGACGACAUGGUACGCUAUUCACUUUCCAGUGAAGAUGAUACAACGACAGAGGACGAAGUGGAGUUCAACGAGCACGUCAAUGCCGCCGACCGCGAGAAAGUGGACUACGCCGUGGAUGAGGUGAUGUGCAAGUGCAAGCCCAAAUACACGUGGAACUACGAUCAGGAGCUGUUGCAAAGGGAGCACAACAUAAUUAACCGGAUUGGCUGGCGUGGCGGCCACACUUCGGCCUUGAGCUUUGGCCAGGGCUACUACGGCUCCCGCCAAGUUGUGGAACAGUUGACGCUGCUCAGCUCGCUAAACGAACACGACGGCUGCGUCAACUGCCUGAACUUUAACCGAGCCGGCGACUUGAUUUGCUCCGGCUCCGAUGAUCUCACCAUCGUCGUGUGGGAUUGGGCGAAAGAAAAGAAGCUGCACCGCUUUCGUUCCGGCCACAAUAUGAACAUAUUCCAGACGAAGUUUAUUGACAGUGCCGGCUGCUUGGACAUCGUGUCCUCCAGCCGUGAUGGCCAGGUGCGCCGAUCCGUCAUUCCGCCCUCCGGAGGCGCCGUUAAACCCGUCCGCCUGUACACACACAGCGAGUCCGUUCACAAGAUAGUCCUGGUGCCGCACAGCCGCCACGAGCUGAUGAGCGCCGGCGAGGAUGCGGCUGUCAAGCACUUUGAUUUGCGCGCCAGCAACGCUGCCACCACGAUGCUGCGCUGCGUGCACGACGAGGUGAAUAAGCGGGCCCGGGUGCGCCUGUUCAGCAUCGCACAUCAUCCAUAUGCGCCGGAGUUCUGCGUCAGUGGAUCCGACGACAAACUACGCGUUUACGACAAGCGCAACCUUGCGCAGACCCUCGUCCAGAUGACCCCGAGCAGUAUUGCGGAUACCAAGAUCACGCAAAUCACUUGCGCCGUGUACAACCACAGCGGCAGCGAAAUCCUGGCCUCUUACAGCGAUGCGGGUAUUUACCUGUUCGACAGUCGGAACAACCAGCCCGGCGAGUACUUGCACUGCUACCAGGGUCACAUCAACAGCCGCACCAUCAAGGGAGUGAACUUCUUUGGACCCAGAUCGGAGUAUAUAGUAAGUGGCAGCGACUGCGGGAAUAUAUUCUUUUGGGACAGAAACACGGAGGCGAUUAUCAACUACAUGAAGGGCGACCACGCCGGCGUUGUCAACUGCCUGGAACCCCAUCCCUGGAUGCCGGUGCUGGCCACCUCUGGACUUGAGCACGACGUCAAGAUCUGGACACCAAAUGGACCUGAAAGGAAAGUCCCCGAUGAGGACUCACUGAAGCAGACGCUGCAGCGCAAUUUUAGGCGCAACCUGGUGGACAGUGUUGACCUCGAUAUCAACAAUUUCCAGUACCUUAUACGCGGCUUCCUGCAGGGAUCCGAAGGCUCGUAUUUGCGUCGGAGACAUGCGUCCUGGCAAGGGCGUCAGCCGCAGGACGACAACAGCUCCAGCCCCAGCGACGGCUCUAAUCCUUCCAACCCGGUUUUCCGGCGGCGCAGCAGCAACAGCUCCGACGACACAAAUGACGAGGGAGUAGCCGCUGCAGCUGCGUUGGACACGCUGCACUGCCGCACGCAGUGAGAACUCCCCAAGAAGCCGGGGACGUGCUUAGAAAGGCGUCCUCGGCCAUUAUAUAAUUUUGGAUAUAACUAUGUUAGAAAGCGUUUCUGAAGCUGUGAAUUUGUAACCGUAACACAUAAGUGCGCAUAUUUUAUUUUUAAACAAGGUUUAAUAAAUGCUCAUUGAGAAUAAAA
This is a messenger RNA of Drosophila erecta, 2581 nucleotides long. Its product is annotated as DDB1- and CUL4-associated factor 8. Bases 162 to 2408 code for a protein of 748 amino acids. The transcript is spliced from 6 exons. Gene Ontology annotation, cellular component: cytoplasm; Cul4-RING E3 ubiquitin ligase complex. The record is from RefSeq and is a predicted model, not a curated record. Gene Ontology annotation, molecular function: protein binding. Lineage: Eukaryota; Metazoa; Arthropoda; Insecta; Diptera; Drosophilidae.